GUAAAGCUCAGCUUAGAGCCAUAUAAGAGAGAAUCACCCCAUUUCAUAACACCUCUGCCUAAUGAAGGAGUUGGCUCCCUGUCUUCAAGAACAGAUGUAGAGACUGAAAAACAAUGGCAAUUACAACAGCAGGCUGCAAAUAAAGAUGGUUGGAAUGCAGAUAGAAACACGUUAAGACAGAGGGAAGCUGCAAAUCGAACUGAACAUCAUCAGCAUUUAUGCAAUAUUGUUGGAAUUGUUCCUCCACGGACAAAGUCCCCAAGUGAUGAAGGAUCAGUAACAAAACAACUGGUAGUAAUAAGAGGAGGGAACCAUGCAUCGAAUGGACAGAUCUCAAGG
Molecule: messenger RNA, 339 nt
Organism: Staurois parvus
Lineage: Eukaryota; Metazoa; Chordata; Amphibia; Anura; Ranidae
Source: the annotation of a GenBank genome assembly